Messenger RNA from Cajanus cajan (pigeon pea), 2108 nucleotides. RefSeq names its product digalactosyl diacylglycerol deficient 2 (gene DGD2). Gene Ontology annotation, biological process: galactolipid biosynthetic process. The record is from RefSeq and is a predicted model, not a curated record. Gene Ontology annotation, molecular function: digalactosyldiacylglycerol synthase activity. NCBI's taxonomy places the organism in Eukaryota, Viridiplantae, Streptophyta, Magnoliopsida, Fabales, Fabaceae. Gene Ontology annotation, cellular component: chloroplast outer membrane.
UAUUAUCAUUAUUAUUAUUUUUUUUUGUAACAAUUUUACGUGAAGUUUGAAUUUUGGGGUCUUCAAGAUUGAAAAAACAGAAAGAAAUCAAAAGGGUAUGUGAGAUUCAAUUGGGUGGGUUUUGGUUUUGGACACAGCUGAUUUUGCUGGUUUCUGAAGUAUGCUUUUGCUGGGGCUUCUUAAUCAAUCACUGAUCACUAAUCAGUCCUUAAGAAAAGCAUAAGCUUAUGUUUCCUCUAAUUUGGAUUCUGAUGAACGUUUAAGAGAUCAUUUACUUAUCCUCUAAAACUGUAUUUUUCUGGUGAUUUUCCUCUGCAUGGGGUUCUGAAAUAUGAUACUUAGAAUUCGCUUUUGAAGCCAAGCAAAAGAUGGACAAGAAAGAGCAUAUUGCAAUUUUUACUACUGCUAGCCUUCCAUGGUUAACAGGAACAGCUGUGAACCCUCUGUUUCGAGCUGCGUAUCUCUCCAAAAGUGGGGAAAGAGAUGUCACCUUGGUGAUCCCUUGGUUAUCUUUGAAAGAUCAAGGAUUAGUAUAUCCCAACAAUAUUACAUUUGCUUCACCCUCAGAGCAGGAGAAGUAUAUCCGUCAAUGGCUUGAGGAGAGAAUUGGAUUUACAUCUGGUUUCAGCAUACAGUUUUAUCCAGGAAAGUUUUCUAAAGAUAAAAGGAGCAUUCUUGCUGUUGGAGAUAUUUCAGAAAUCAUCCCUGAUGAAGAUGCAGAUAUUGCUGUUCUGGAGGAGCCUGAACACUUAACAUGGUAUCACCACGGGAAAAGAUGGAAGACUAAAUUCAGGCUAGUUAUUGGAAUAAUUCACACUAAUUAUUUGGAAUAUGUGAAGAGAGAGAAGAAUGGAGGUCUGCAAGCAUUUUUUCUGAAAUAUUUAAACAACUGGGUUGUUGGUAUAUACUGCCACAAGGUUGCAGCUUUAUGUGCUCAACUUAGCCAAGGGAAUAUCAUUAUCAUCCAAGUAAUUAGAUUAUCUGCUGCCACCCAGGACUAUGAUGGUUCCAUCGUAUGUAACGUUCAUGGAGUUAAUCCGAAAUUCCUUGAGAUUGGCGAGAAAAAGAGGGAGCAACAACAGAAGGGAGACCAGGCCUUUACCAAAGGCGCCUACUUUAUUGGGAAGAUGAUAUGGAGCAAAGGCUACAAAGAACUGCUUCAACUUCUUAAAAAUCAUCAAAAGGAAUUAGCUGCUCUCGAGGUUGAUUUAUUUGGCAGUGGAGAAGACUCGGAUGCAGUUCAAAAAGCUGCAAAAAAGUUGGAUCUGACAGUUAGAGUUCACCCAGCUCGUGAUCACGCUGAUGUUCUGUUUCAUGAUUACAAAUUGUUUCUUAAUCCAAGCACAACAGAUGUGGUUUGCACAACAACGGCAGAAGCUUUAGCAAUGGGCAAAAUUGUUGUGUGCGCCAACCAUCCCUCAAACGACUUCUUCAAGCAGUUCCCUAAUUGUUGGACGUUCGAUGACAGUGAAGGAUUUGCUAAACUCAUACUUAAGGCACUGGCGGAAGAGCCGGCGCAGCCAACGGAUGCUCAGAGACACGGCUUAUCUUGGGAGGCCGCCACAGAACGGUUUCUUAAGGCCGCUGACCUGGACAAGCCAUUAGAGAGAAAAUUGUCAAGAAGUUCUUCAAACUUUAUGGCUGCCUCAUUAAAUUUGCAACAGAAAGUAGAUGAUGCAUCAGCAUUUGUACAUCAUGUAGCUUCUGGGUUUGAAAUAUCAAGAAGAAUCUUUGGUGCUGUUCCAGAUAGCUUGCAGCCAGAUGAAGAGCUACGCAAGGAGCUUGGGUUGACUAAUGCUGCUAGGAGACAAGGUUGAAGAUAAAUGAUAUUGAGGUGCUGUGAUAUGGACACUUGUAGAGAUUCUUCGUUUAUUUUUGUUCCUAGAAGAUAGUGUUUAGUGCAAGUAGUCUCUUUCUAGUCAUGUUGGAAAAUGUUUGGUGCUUGGAAUAGUUAUGUAAAUAAGGGCAUUCCUAAACUGUCACAUUUGUAAGGUCGUCUAUCAUUGUUCUUGAUUUUCUGUAGGAGAUUUCAGCUAUAGAUUACAAACAUUAUUAAUCAAUAAUUAAAUGAAAUAGUUAUUUAAAAUAAUAAAAUUAAUGAUUUUCAU